Molecule: messenger RNA, 4516 nt
Organism: Coregonus clupeaformis (lake whitefish)
Lineage: Eukaryota; Metazoa; Chordata; Actinopteri; Salmoniformes; Salmonidae
Product: enhancer of mRNA-decapping protein 3-like
Exons: 7
Coding region: 151-1584 (477 amino acids)
Biological process (GO): deadenylation-independent decapping of nuclear-transcribed mRNA; P-body assembly
Cellular component (GO): P-body
Molecular function (GO): mRNA binding
Source: RefSeq, a predicted model, not a curated record
UACCUGUGUAAAAGACUUGGACUUGGGGGGUGAAGGAAGUGACGUUGUGACCAGGAAACAACACAACUCUUCGAGUUCAGAAAGUGUUGUUAGCAAACUAGCAAAUUCAUCCCAAAAAACUAUCAUACACAAGAACAAGAUCCAGAGAGAAUGGCUGCAGACUGGUUAGGCAGUCUGGUGUCAAUAAACUGUGGACCAACCCUGGGCAUGUACCAGGGAGAAGUGUCAUCUGUGGACCAGACUAGUCAGACCAUCUCUCUCAGACAACCUUACCACAAUGGGGUCAGGUGCCCUGUCCCUGAGGUCACCUUCAGUGCUAUGGACAUCAAAGAGCUCAAGUUCCUGGAUAUCCAAACUCAAAGUGGUGGCAGCAGAGCCAGUGCUGGACAGGGUGUCUUGUCUGAUCCAGGCGUCAUAUCUUCAGGGCAGAGUGGUCAGAAUAGCAGAGGUGGUUACCCUGCCAACAACACCCAUUCCACCACCGCUCCUAUUACCAUUUUACGCAAAGGUCCUCCAGCAUCAUCUAGUAACCGAGCGCCAAACCAGGCCACGCCGAAGAAGAACGGAGUGAAGAACGGAGUAGUAGGAGGAGGGGGGCAGAUGAGGAUCAGGGACGACGAGUGUUUUGGUGCUGAGGUGGACGAGGGUCUGGACACAGACUUUGACUUUGAGGGGAACCUGGCACUGUUCGACAAGGCAGCCGUGUUCUCGCAGAUUGACGACACAGAUUGCAAUGGGGCACGUUCCCGUGGAACGCACGGUGGCGAACGCGGUACACCCACACGUUACCGUCACGACGAGAACAUCCUGGAGGUCAAACCAGUCGUCUACCGGCAGAUCACGGUCCCACAACACGGGGGCAAGGAGUACUGCACUGACUCGGGCCUGGUUGUCCCCAGUGUGUCCUACGAGCUUCACAAGUGUCUUCUGGCUGCAGCGGAGCGGCAUGGCCUGUCUCUGGAGCGGAGGCUGGAGAUGACUGGUGUGUGUGCCAGCCAGAUGGCCCUCACUCUACUGGGUGGCCCCAACCGGCUGACCCCUAAGAAUAAUCACCAACGUCCCACGGUAGCCCUGCUGUGCGGCCCCCAUGUCCAGGGGGCCCAGGGCAUCAGCUGUGGACGGCACCUGGCCAACCACGAGGUGGAGGUCAUCCUCUUCCUCCCCAACUUGGUCAAGAUGCAGGAGUCCAUAACCAACGAGCUCGCCCUCUACAGCAAGACCAGCGGCAAGCAGGUGGCCAGCAUCAAAGACCUGCCGGUCAGCCCAGUGGACCUGGUCAUCAACUGUCUGGACUGCCAUGAGAACGGCUUCCUGAGGGACCAGGCCUGGUACCUGGCGGCUGCAGACUGGGCCAACCAGAACAGGGCUCCGGUGCUCAGCAUUGACCCUCCAGUGAGUGGCCAGAAGCAGGCCGUGGAGGCCAAGUGGACUCUGUCUUUGGGCCUGCCCUUGCCUCUGGAUGGUGGGGAGGCUAGGGUCUACCUGUGUGACAUUGGGGUACCCAAGCAGGUGUUCCAGGAAGUGGGCAUCAACUACCAUUCGCCCUUCGGCUGCAAAUUCGUUAUUCCUUUACACUCUGCAUAGCAGGACCUCCUACAACCCUGUGUUUUCAUUCUAGUGAAAUACAGAAGGACAAUGCACACAGAUAUAGGACCAGCCUCAAGUCCUGCAAGUCCUGAUAGUUAGAGACUUCCAGGUGCAGUGUCAAGGCCUUCUUAGAGGGUGAUGUGUACAGUUACUGAAAAUAAGUUGUGGGGGGAUUUCUUAAAACAGAAUGUGCACUUAAUUGUGUUGCUGGUUGGUAUAUGUUUUCCCUUUGCUCCUGGUUGACCCCUGGGAGUGUAUCGCGUGCCCUGAAGUGCCACUGGAGAAGGGGAAAGCUCUAAGAGGAGGGCUUCCUGUCUUGUUGGGCUUUGUGAUAAGGGCUAUGUGUGUGUAUUGCCCACCUCUAUCAGCCAGUCUGAGUAUGUUAUGUUUACAGAGAGCUGACUGACCGCUAUGAGUCAGUCUCUGUCUAUGACCCCUGACCCUGACCGUGUGACCAGCCCUGGGCCUGAGACACACAUCCUGUUUCCUACCGUAGAUUGUGUGUGGACUGGAGACAACGGGACCUGGCUGACCCAGUGCCCCACAGCAGAGCUCAAUCUCUCUGGGAAAAUCCCUAUGAUCUAAAUUUGAGAUUUUGGUUGAAAUGCCCUUACUCUCACUAAAUUAAAUUGGUGUGUUUCUCUUAAAUGUCACUUUUUGGUCAGCAUCGAUUGUAGCGAUUUUCAAUUGAAAUUUGUAAUUUAGCUAGCACUGGUAUCAACUCGGCAAAAACCAUGUUUGUCCUCUUUUCUCAAUUAUCUCAGAAGAAAAUGUUUAAGAAUUUGUUUGUUUUUGAUAAAUAGGGAAGAUGUUUUGCCUUUGUUUGAAUGCAUAUAUUUUCUAAACUGCAUCUGGGCUAUAUUUUUAACAACGCUGCAAAGAAAGCUGUAAAGUGGUGCUCAACACUUUUGUUUCAGUGUAUUGGUGUUACCAUAGAAACAAAUAGUUUCUGUCUUUUGCACUUCUCAUAUGAAAUCAUAUCUUUGUUUGACACCUGUCAGAUAAGGCCACAUACAGGCAUAUAAUAGUUUACAAGGGUAUGCAUAUUAAUCUGUUAAGUAGCUAUACAUGGUAGCGAGGUACACAUCCUCUGUUGCCGUGGCUGUGUUCUUGCUUCAGGUUUUGGUAAAGUGUAAUUUGCCAGACAGUACCAUUUAGUUUACACUUAGUAUUACAGCAUUUGUCAAGAAACAUAAAGGUCAAGUUAGUUUUUCUAGUAGUAGCCAUUCUACCAUUUAAUUCACUUUAUGAUAGGAUUGGGUUUGUAUUUCAUUUGUAUAAGCAAUAUGUCAAUUCAAUUCCAAACACAAGCCUUAGAUGUGCAGCUAAACAGAGGGGCCACAGUAGAUAAUACUUUUUUUUUUUUUACUUCCAAUCAUUUUGAAAGCGGAUCUUUAAAUGCACUUGAGCCAGAAUUGGAUUUGUGUGAGACGUUCGGUGGUUGUGUAAACAGAUCUGUGAUUGCAGGCCUAUUUGGUCACGUACUGGCCAGGAUGUCUGAAUUAUGUUUGCAAACGAUGAGCAAUUUUUUCAAACACUCGGUGCAUCUUAGAAUGGUUGAGUUUUGCUCUGCUGCAGAGUGCAGACAUCCUGUUUUGGGGAGUUUUUGUGAAUGGGUUAGAUUUAGGUUUGGCUAUGUUUCUCCCAGGGCAGUUUUCAGUCACUGGGCAGUCAUUGAGGCUGACUGCUGUGUUGAAAACUGUAUUUUACUCUUUUUUCUUAUUCUAAAUCCAAUUAUUGGUGUGUUUGCACAUCUUCAUGGGUAGUCUAUGAGGAUUUAUCUGAAUUGAUCGGGUUACAACUUUGCAAACAUUCAUAUGACUUGGAAGUACUAUCUUGUCUGUGUAUCAGCUCUGCUCUACAUUUCCAAACGACCAAAUCAGACUAUUGUUAAUAGUGCAUUAAGUGCAUACAGCGCAUGUUGCUCCAUUUCAAGGUCAUGUAAUACAGUGAAUCAAUGGCAUCUGUCGCCAGUUGUGUUCUAGCUGGUAGGACUCUUUGAGUUUUCAUUUGUUUUUGUUUAUCUCUGGUAGUGUUGCUCAAUAAUGCCGUGUUUCUCAACAAUGUGUCGCAAUGAGCUUUCUCACUUAUUACAAGUGUAUGUAGCCUAUUUUUGUAAAUGUAUGCCAUCUCACUUGCAGUGUCUGUAGUUGGCACCUGCAGUAUCUACAUAACAUGUUAUGAUGUGAGAAUAGAACAACACAAUGUAUCAUUAUAAAGCAUCCAAGACACGUAUUUGAGCCUAGUUGUUGGGCUCCUUGAGGCUGCUGCUGUUGUCAGCUUUGAGAGGAAUGCCAUCAGAUGGCCUGUUCCUGCAUGCGAUGCCAGAGAGUUAUGGAUGCUGAGGUGCGAAAUCUUACAGGAGAUGUUUUUUUUUGUCACCUAAAAGUGCUACUUUCAGACAUUUUUCCCAGGGAAUUAUUGUAUUGUAUUGUGACACUCCAGCCCAGACAGAUGUGAAUUUAUUUUUAAGUGAUUUAUGGUCAUAUUGUUACAAAAGAUUUGCCAGAAAACAGGCCAUGUUUUCGCACAGACAAUUAGUCAUUUUCUUAAGGACUCACAGUAAUUGUUUUUGGGAAGUGUCCUCGUGGUAGCUAGCAAUGGGAUAGUGGCUAAUCUCAUAUGAUGUUAUGAUGGAGGAACUAAACCAUUUUUGUUUGAUCAUAUCCUUACAGAUUUCAUCUGGGUUUUUUUCUUCUUCUCUUGUUUACUUGAGUUAAUUUUUUGAGGAAUUGGUGUGUAACCUGGAAUAAUAAACGUUAUCCUUUAUCAUAAAGGAAUUUCAGCAAGGCAGAUGUAGCAUGUGACACCACAAGUAUUUGUAACUGUGUAUACAGGUCUGGUCCAAGUUGACACUGUUCUGUAUACUGAGAUCAAGCUUGAGAAUUCAUGACUGGUAAACAUUAAAUGUGAAACUGCAUAUAAUAUA